CCACCUUAUACACGGUUCAGAUGUGUCGCACACUCGCAAGCUUCCCACGAGUGCUGAUGCAUGUGUAGAGAAGAGCUACUGUGGCUAACAAAACCUCAGCCUCAGGCCGUACAUUUUCCCGCCCAAAAUCAUCUCUCUCUUUCUCACAUACCCUCUCUGCCUUUCUUCCUUUCGACUCCGAAAUCCCAAAAACCACAAUCACAUCAGAAAUGGUCACAGAAAUGGGCACAUCAUCCUCUUCCUCCACCUCAGAUCACAUCCAUGCCGUUGGUCACUUCCUUCUCCGCCACUACUCUCAUCCACUCCGUUCAAUCCUUCUCUCCCCAGAUCCUUUGCUCCACUACCCGCUCAUAAUCGAUUUCGCAGAGCUAACAGAAGCAAACCCUUCUCUAGCCUAUCUUCUCUUCUCCCAACCCACACAAUUUCUCCCUCUCUUCGAUGAGGCCGCUCAUCUUGCUCAGGACACCAUGUUCAAAGGCAUUAAGGACCGCAACAGUGUGAUUUUAAAGGAUUUUGUGCAUGUCCGCAUCAACAUCAGCGGCUCUCCUUUAGAAUUCCCUGAGACGUUCCCGAGCAUUGGGCGUGUGAGAGUGAAGCAUCGGGGCAUCCUUCUUACUCUCAAAGGGACUGUCAUAAGGUCUGGAGCCAUCAAGAUGAUUGAAGGUGAACGGGAAUACCAAUGCCGGAAAUGCAAGCAUAUAUUUAAAAUUUAUCCAGAGCUGGAAACUGGAAAUUCCAUCAGACUUCCAACAUCUUGCCCUUCAAAGGGUGCUAGGCCUUGUGAAGGUGCAAAUUUUCAGUUUGUGGAAAACAGUAUCAUAUGCCAUGAUUAUCAGGAGAUAAAAAUCCAGGAGAGCACCCAGGUUUUGGGUGUUGGGUCUAUUCCUCGUUCAAUUACAAUUAUUCUGAAGGAUGAUCUUGUCGACAUGGUUAAAGCAGGAGAUGACAUAAUUGUUACAGGGGUUUUGUCAGCAAAAUGGUCCCCAGAUUUAAAGGAUGUCCGCUGUGACCUUGAUCCUUUUUUAAUGGCUAACCACGUGAGGAGAACCAAUGAACUAAAAUCAGAUAUUGAUAUCCCUGUUGAUGUUGUCAAGAAGUUUGAGCAGUUCUGGUUAGACUUCAAAGAUAAUCCCUUGAAAGGACGAAAUGCCAUUUUGCAAGGAAUUUGCCCACAAGUUUUUGGACUCUUCACAGUGAAGCUUGCAGUGGCAUUAACAUUGAUUGGAGGUGUGCAACACAUUGAUGCUUCUGGGACAAAGGUUCGGGGAGAAUCUCAUCUUCUUCUAGUUGGUGACCCAGGUACGGGAAAGUCUCAGUUUCUGAAGUUUGCUGCUAAAUUAAGCAACCGAUCUGUGAUUACUACUGGUUUGGGGAGCACUAGUGCUGGCUUAACCGUUACUGCUGUCAAGGAUGGAGGCGAAUGGAUGCUGGAGGCUGGGGCCCUUGUUUUGGCAGAUGGUGGACUUUGUUGCAUAGAUGAAUUUGAUAGCAUGCGGGAGCACGACAGGGCAACCAUACAUGAAGCCAUGGAGCAACAAACUAUAAGUAUUGCUAAGGCUGGUCUUGUGACAACCCUUAGUACCAGGACGAUUGUCUUUGGCGCGACAAACCCAAAAGGGCAGUACGAUCCUAAUCAACCUUUGUCUGUCAAUACGACGCUCUCUGGACCAUUAUUGAGCAGAUUUGAUAUAGUACUUGUACUCUUGGAUACGAAGAACCCAGAAUGGGAUGCAAUUGUUUCAUCUCACAUUCUUUUCGAGAAAGAGGAUACGGAAAAGAGCGAUGAAGACCUAACAAACGUCUGGACACUGCCAAUGGUCAGGAGGUAUAUUCACUAUGUAAAAGGGUAUUUCAAACCCGUCCUAACUAAGGAGGCAAAAAGAGUCAUUUCGAGUUAUUAUCAACUUCAAAGGAGAUCAGCAACUGAGAACGCAGCAAGGACAACAGUUCGCAUGCUUGAAAGUUUAAUUAGGAAUUGGGCUCUUUUUCUUAUUGCAGCACAUGCAAGACUCAUGUUCAGAAAUGAGGUCACUCGACUAGAUGCAAUUGCUGCCAUCUUAUGCAUCGAAUCAUCAAUGACAACAUCUGCUAUAGUUGAUAGUGUCGGGAAUGCUCUACACUCCCAUUUUACUGAAAACCCAGAUCAGGAAUUUGCCAAGCAGGAAAAGGUGAUCCUUGAAAAGCUGAAAUCCAUCGAUGACUACUCUGACUCAAAUGGCUUGGAGGAGUUGAAUUGCAGAUAAGAACAUACAUGGGUCUACAUUUUGGAAGCUGAGGUAUUGAGAAGGCAUUUGUAGUGGGUUAAUUGAUAGCACAUUUUGAUAAAGGUCCUUGCAGAGGAUGUUUUACCAUGAAAAGAUUGGAUGGCAAUUCACAUAUGUUGGAUACAUCACCGUUAGUGUAUAGGAUCUGGAAGCUGGGAACUUUUACCUUAUACAUUGAUGGAAUGCACGAGUUCCUUCCAAGUAAUUUGCUAACCAGAAAGCACUGAAAGGCACUGAUUGAUGGUAUGAUACUUAACCAUUUGUAGAACUUACCGGGAGCAAUGUAGCUAGUCUGAGCUUGAAAACAUCCUACUUUAGGAGUAAUUGAGCGUCUGAAAUGAUGAUUAGGAAAGCUGCGUUAUGAAUGUGGCAUGCAAUGUGGAGUUCACAAGUAUCUUUUGUUUUCUUAUUUAAUUAUAGCAUCUUUCUUGUUCAGGAUUUAGAUCUGUGAUGCCUUUUAAGUUGUCAUUUACCUUUUUCAAAAUAUCAUUCAGAUACUAA
This is a messenger RNA of Magnolia sinica, 2765 nucleotides long. Its product is annotated as probable DNA helicase MCM9. Gene Ontology annotation, cellular component: MCM complex; nucleus. Lineage: Eukaryota; Viridiplantae; Streptophyta; Magnoliopsida; Magnoliales; Magnoliaceae. Gene Ontology annotation, biological process: double-strand break repair via homologous recombination. The record is from RefSeq and is a predicted model, not a curated record. The coding region runs from base 210 to 2243 and encodes 677 amino acids. Gene Ontology annotation, molecular function: ATP hydrolysis activity; ATP binding; single-stranded DNA binding. The transcript is spliced from 20 exons.